AUGGCCCUCGGUGUACCUCGCGGUCGACAUGCAAUGGCAAUAAGUGCCGUCUUCACCUGUCUAGCCACCGCGCUCGCAGCAAUCCGCAUAUACACACGAGCCUUCAUGGUGAAACAAAUGGGGUCGGAUGAUUGGACAAUCAUCAUAUCUCUCGUUUUCAGUUGGGCUUUCUUCGGUAUCUUUGUCGGCGAAACCGCCUAUCUCAUGGGAGAGCAUCAAGAACUGAUUCCGUCUGACAUAUUGGAAAAGCAGAUGAUCUGUUUUUGGGCCUCCGUCCCCAUAUAUCAAGCCAGCCUGAUCACCACAAAAGCAUCAAUCCUUUUGCAGUACAAGCGCGUUUUUGCUACGCGGGGAAUGCACAUAGCAAAUUGGAUCCUGAUCGGAUUCGUCGGGGUAUGGGGAACUUGGACGUUCGUUAGUGCGUGGCUCAAUUGCGUCCCAGUCGCAAGAUUCUGGGACCCUACUAUUGAUGGCUAUUGCUUGGAUCAGAAGGCCCUAUGGUUCUCCAAUUCCGCAAUCCAUAUUUUUACCGACAUCGUCCUCCUUAUUUUCCCUAUGCCGGUGCUCAGAAACCUCCAGCUACCACGGCGGCAGAGGCUCGCCCUUAUGGCAGUCUUCGCACUUGGCGCUUUUGUGCUUGUCACCAGCAUCCUUCGUCUGAAAAGCCUUUUGGUAAUAUCAGACUCCGACGAUCCAACCUACGACAACGUAGGAGCAGCAACUUGGUCCGCGAUCGAGUGCAAUGUUGCCAUUAUUUGCGCUUGUCUUCCCGCAACACGUGCCUUCAUCUCAAAGCUUAUCCCCCGUUUCUUCUCAACCGAGAAAAGCAAGAGCACUACAAACCACUACGGCCGAAGUCGGAGCAUGAACUUGCCUGGCUUCCAGGCCUCUGUUGCAGGCGGAAACGAAACCUCACACGGUUAUAGUAUGAAUACGUUUCCAAAACGGUCCGAUAAAGCCAAAGACGGUCUUUCCUCCUCGCCGCCGACGGAGAUCAAAGUCACUACAAAAAUUUCGCAGGAAUCCGUGGUAACACGGCAGCAAGAUGAAUUUUCUAGUCUGAAGGGGCUGAUUAGAGAUUAGAACCUUUCUGUUUGUGUGGUUGUUUCUCUCCUCGGCGCAGGCGACCUUCAUUUCUUUCCUUUCAUUUCUUUCCUUUCCUCCUUCUCUUUUUUUUCUCCCCUUAGUACUUUCUUAUCUCAGCGUUUGAUACCACGAUACCACCAUUUUCAUCUU
Messenger RNA from Aspergillus nidulans FGSC A4, 1236 nucleotides. Its product is annotated as putative integral membrane protein. Gene Ontology annotation, cellular component: membrane. The coding region runs from base 1 to 1083 and encodes 360 amino acids. NCBI's taxonomy places the organism in Eukaryota, Fungi, Ascomycota, Eurotiomycetes, Eurotiales, Aspergillaceae. The transcript has 6 exons. The record is from RefSeq and is a predicted model, not a curated record.